CCCCGACGACAGACUGACAGCGGCGGUGCGCCGAGGGACGCGAGCGAUGGGUCUGUUUUCAGAGCUGAAGCUGGCUGUGCCCUGGGGCCACAUCGCUGCCAAAGCCUGGGGCCCCCAGCAGGGCCACCCUGUUCUCUGCCUGCACGGCUGGCUGGACAAUGCCAACUCCUUCGACCAACUCAUCCCUCUUCUCCCGAAAGACUUUCAUUACAUUGCCAUGGAUUUCGGGGGUCACGGGCUCUCGUCCCAUUACAGCCCAGGUCUCCCGUAUUACCACCAAAACUUUGUGAGUGAGAUUCGAAGAGUUGUGGCAGCCUUGAAAUGGAAUCGAUUUUCCCUCCUGGGCCACAGUUUUGGUGGCACUGUGGGUGGAAUGUUUUCCUGUAUCUUCCCCGAGAUGGUGGAUAAACUUAUCUUGCUGGACUCAUCGCCAUUUGCCCUGGACUCUAAUGAGAUGGAGAACAUGCUGAUCUACAAGCGGAGAGCCAUAGAGCACACACUGCAAGUGGAGGCCUCCAAGAAGCCCUCGAGCGUGGUCAGCCCGGAGGAGAUGCUGCGGGGGUUCCUGAAGAACAACAGUCACGUGAGUGAGGAGUGUGGGAAACUCCUCCUGCAGAGGGGAACCACCAGGGUGGCCACAGGGCUGGUGCUGAACAGAGACCGGAGGAUCGCUUGGCCAGAGCACAGCUUCGAUUUCGUCAGCAGGGAGUUCUUUGCGCAAUCCGUCAAGAAGCUGCAGGCCCGCGUCCUGCUCAUCAAAGCAAUCCAAGGAUUUUAUGAUGUGAGGAGAGAGAAUGACACUAACAAGGAGCCCCUGCUUUUCACAGUUGACACGUUGAAAUCUGUCCUAAAAGAGCGGUUCCAGUACGUGGAAGUCCCGGGCAAUCACUAUGUGCACAUGAACCAACCCCAGCAGGUGGCCAGUGUCAUCAGCUCCUUCUUACAGAGCAAGGACAGGGUCCCAGCCCGGCUGUAG
This is a messenger RNA of Diceros bicornis minor, 976 nucleotides long. RefSeq names its product serine hydrolase like 2 (gene SERHL2). The record is from RefSeq and is a predicted model, not a curated record. NCBI's taxonomy places the organism in Eukaryota, Metazoa, Chordata, Mammalia, Perissodactyla, Rhinocerotidae. Bases 47 to 976 code for a protein of 309 amino acids. The transcript is spliced from 12 exons.